AUGUUGGGUCGUCAAGAAGAUAAAUUAUGUGGAAUUUUCUCUGCUCUGGCGGCUUUGUCCUUCUUCUGCUUUGUUCAAAGCUCUUCCACUGGAAGCACUGGAAUGUCUGUGGCCAAGACCACCGUGGACAAGUUGCUGAAGGGAUAUGACAUCCGUUUAAGGCCUGAUUUUGGAGGUCCUCCAGUCAUCGUAGGAAUGAGCAUCAACAUAGCGAGCAUCGACUCCAUCUCAGAAGUAAACAUGGACUACACCAUCACAAUGUAUUUCCAGCAGAGCUGGCGGGAUAAGCGUUUGGCCUAUAAUGAGCUGAAGCUAAACCUGACACUGGACAACCGUGUAGCAGACCAGCUUUGGCUCCCUGACACCUACUUCCUUAAUGACAAGAAGUCCUUUCUUCAUGGUGUGACGGUGAAGAACCGUAUGAUCCGACUGCACCCGGAUGGCACUGUGUUAUACGGGCUGAGAAUAACCACCACUGCUGCGUGCAUGAUGGACUUGCGGAGGUACCCUCUUGAUGAACAGAACUGCACCCUGGAAAUUGAAAGCUAUGGAUAUACCACGGAUGACAUCGUAUUUUUCUGGCAAGGAGGAGACAGUGCUGUGACGGGCGUCGACAAGUUGGAGUUACCUCAGUUUUCCAUUGUAGACAUCCGUUUAGUGUCAAGAGAGGUCAGGUUCACCACAGGUUCAUAUCCAAGGCUUUCGCUGAGUUUCAGGAUUAAGAGGAACAUUGGAUAUUUCAUCCUGCAGACGUACAUGCCCUCCAUCUUGAUCACCAUCCUCUCCUGGGUCUCCUUCUGGAUCAAUUAUGAUGCCUCUGCAGCUCGGGUGGCCCUGGGUGUGACAACGGUGCUUACCAUGACAACAAUUAACACCCACCUUAGGGAGACUCUCCCAAAGAUUCCGUAUGUGAAAGCCAUCGACGUCUACCUCAUGGGCUGUUUUGUGUUUGUGUUCCUGGCCCUGCUCGAAUAUGCCUUUGUAAAUUACGUGUUCUUUGGCCGGGGCCCUGCGCAACAGAAGAAAAUCAAUGAGAGGCUGAACAAAGCCAACAACGAGCGCACAAGAUACGAAGAGAAGCGCCUGAGGGAACAGGACUCCAUUUCCGUGCCGUAUCAAACCAACACCUUCAGGUCAUUUACACAGCGAAGAAAUCUGUAUCUCGAGGAACAAAGAAAAGUUGGGGUGGAUGCUUAUGGAAACAUCCUCCUCACCACACUGGAGAUGAACAACGAAGUGAUGCCUUCUGACGUGGGAAGCAGCGUCAGUGACUCUCGGAAUUCGGUCAUGUCCUUCGACAGCUCCGGGGUCCAAUUCAGGAAGCCCAUGGCGCGCGAUGGCUUCAGCCACCACUCGCUGGAUCGGAGCGCCAUGCGGAGCCGGGCCAACUGUCGGCUACGACGACGCUCCUCCAAGCUCAAGUUGAAAAUCCCAAACCUGUCAGAUGUUAGCACCAUUGACAAAUGGUCCCGGGUCAUUUUCCCUAUCACCUUUGGAUUUUUCAACCUAAUCUACUGGUUGUACUAUGUGAAUUGA
Anoplopoma fimbria (sablefish) is the source of this 1536-nucleotide messenger RNA. It is a transcript of the gene gabrb4, whose product is annotated as gamma-aminobutyric acid type A receptor subunit beta4. The record is from RefSeq and is a predicted model, not a curated record. Lineage: Eukaryota; Metazoa; Chordata; Actinopteri; Perciformes; Anoplopomatidae. Gene Ontology annotation, biological process: signal transduction; monoatomic ion transmembrane transport; chemical synaptic transmission. Gene Ontology annotation, cellular component: GABA-A receptor complex; synapse; membrane. Gene Ontology annotation, molecular function: extracellular ligand-gated monoatomic ion channel activity; GABA-A receptor activity; neurotransmitter receptor activity.